AAAGCGUGUCAAAGUUCCACCAGCAUCAGUAGUACCACCACCAACGUUUGGUGGAACGAAGCAAAACCUGUGGAACCAAAAACUCUUUGUUUUUCUUUUUUCUUGGUUGGUGUUCUUGUUCUUCCACGUUUUGCUAUGUCGAUGUCGAUGGUGCACCCUUCAGUUCACCCAAUCGAAGCCCCACCCAUGACUGACCAUGCAAUUGCAAUUCCCAGACACACUUUGAAGGAUACUCAGGGCAUGCCCGGCACCCUCGGUGGCUUCCUCUUGCGCUUUCUUCAGUUCUCCUUCGCCAUCGUUUCCCUCUCCGUCAUGGCCACCACAUCCGAUUUCCCUUCCGUCACUGCCUUCCGCUACCUAGUUGCUGCUGUCAGCCUGCAAAGCUUGUGGAGCCUCUCUUUGGCAGUUGCUGAUAUCUAUGCCAUUUUAGUACGGCGUGGCUACCGAAAUGUUAGAAUCGUCCGGUUAUUCUCUAUCGGUGAUGGGAUUACUUCAACACUUACAUUUUCUGCAGCCUGUGCUUCUGCUGGUAUCACAGUUUUGAUUGGCAAUGAUUUGAAUGACUGUGCACAGAACCAUUGCAGUAGGUUUGAAACAGCAACGGCAAUGGCAUUUAUGAGUUGGUUUGCUGCUUCUCCCUCAUUUAUUUUGAAUUUCUGGUCACUGGCCUCCAAAUAGAAGCAGCAGAAAAGGGUUUUAGCUGUUUAUGUAUGGCAUACAACUUUGGGGAUUGAUGGCCCUGAUUGUUGCAAAUCUUAUUCAUGGCUUUUUUGAUCCUUUGAAAUAUUGCUGCUGUUCAAUUCAAGGCGUGAGCUUGAAACUUUUAGUUGUGAUGUUCAUAAUUUCUCAAACAAUGGUAACUUUCCAAGUAAAUGUCAACAUGGCACAACAUGAAGUUAGGAAGCAAGA
Molecule: messenger RNA, 909 nt
Organism: Vigna unguiculata (cowpea)
Lineage: Eukaryota; Viridiplantae; Streptophyta; Magnoliopsida; Fabales; Fabaceae
Product: CASP-like protein 5A2
Cellular component (GO): membrane
Source: RefSeq, a predicted model, not a curated record